Messenger RNA from Arxiozyma heterogenica, 1008 nucleotides. RefSeq lists its product as uncharacterized. The transcript has a single exon. Bases 1 to 1008 code for a protein of 335 amino acids. The record is from RefSeq and is a predicted model, not a curated record. NCBI's taxonomy places the organism in Eukaryota, Fungi, Ascomycota, Saccharomycetes, Saccharomycetales, Saccharomycetaceae.
AUGAGCAAAGAUAGUAGUAAUUCUCAAUUUAAAAUUUUCCAAGACGUUGUCUCAAGUAUUAUCUUAACAGAUGAUCAUAAUAUUCCUUCUGAACUGAGAUUUAAUAAAGUUCGACAGAUGCCAAUAAUUAGGCAGACAAUGGAAAGCAAUGUGUAUAUGUUUCCCUCAAUUCAAAGUUAUGAUGCCUAUAAAAACAACAAUAAAGAAUUUUGUUUGAAUGAGGAUGGGGUUGGCAUUCCUCUAUUUACAUUUGAAGUUUGUAAAUUUACUGAGUAUAAUCCAGAUAAUUCUUCGGAAAAAAUAAGGUAUAAAAUAUAUAUUUAUAUUUUAAAAGGUGUCUUAGAAACUCCUCCAUUUGAUUACGAAUGCAUUAUUAAAUCUAACGAUAAAUUUAAUAUUUACAAAUGUCUCUUUUGUACCAUAUCCAAAAAAUUAAAAUGGUUUAGUAUCAUAUAUAACAUGUCAAUAAAAGAAACCACAGAAAAAGUAUACUACAUCAUAUCCAAGGGUUUAAAAUUAGAUGUGUUAAUGGAUGAUUAUAUUAUUCGUUGGAAUAAUACACAUAAAGUAUUAAGGGACACAGGAUUCAAAGCUCGAAUCCUACCAAUUGAAACCAAGUCACAUUUCGAUUCAAUCAAGGAAUUUAAAACUUCCACCCCAUAUUAUAACCAAGCUCUUAUAAAAAAGAAACGUGACAACACUGAUAACUAUGUUACUGAACCCCAAGUAUAUCCGUUUGACACACACGGUACAAAAGUUCUGAUGACGGAACCUCAAAAACAUUUUAUCGGACGUUAUACCACAGAUGGUGCAGGCGGGUUUUCAAAUAAAGUGGCUAUUGUAUAUGUUGGGGAAUAUGGUUCAUUAAAUUCAUUUGGGAUCACCAAUAUUCCAUUCACAACUAAAUUAUUGGCAUGUCAAGCACUGCUUCUCCAUAGAAUUGAAGCAACAAGGCGAAUGAAAAGACAAAAUAAUUAUACUAAUUACGCAAUAGGUAUGAUGUGGUAA